Anthostomella pinea is the source of this 498-nucleotide messenger RNA. The record is from the annotation of a GenBank genome assembly. Lineage: Eukaryota; Fungi; Ascomycota; Sordariomycetes; Xylariales; Xylariaceae.
AUGAUUCGAUAUUUGGUCUUGGACACUGCCAUCAAGAAGGAACACGAGCAUUCUACCCCUCUUCGUGUCGGUGCUGUGAACACGGGCAACUCUGGCACCCGGAGCGGUGGCUACACAGGAUACGGAACUCCAUCCGGGAAACUCCUACGGCCAGCGCCGAUCGACUGGCAGACAAUCUAUGCCCAGAGCACUGGCACCAAGAACGCGCUGCGUACCGCUUAUACAAGAAGCAUGAGGAGGCAUAUGAUGACGCAGCUUUUGACGCCUCUGGGUGGCUUCGGCGGAGGCCAGGGAAACUCUGGCGGUCUCAAGUACGGCGCGUCCCCGUACUACCCGGCGACCCCUGACUACUACAGCCAGCACCGGCAGCACCAGCAGCCGUACUGGCCUACUACGGCGCAUCCCCCUACUACCCGGCGACCCCUGGCUACUACAGCCAGCACCAUCAGCAGCAGCCAUACUGGCCCACUCCCUUCGUCCAAGAAGGCAGCGUACUAA